Trichoplax adhaerens is the source of this 1620-nucleotide messenger RNA. RefSeq lists its product as uncharacterized. Lineage: Eukaryota; Metazoa; Placozoa; Uniplacotomia; Trichoplacea; Trichoplacidae. The record is from RefSeq and is a predicted model, not a curated record. The transcript is spliced from 9 exons. Bases 1 to 1620 code for a protein of 539 amino acids.
AUGAUGUUAAGCUUUCAUGGCAAUUCUAGUUCUCUAUUGUAUUACUUGCUAAAACGAAGGAAUCGCGAUGAAAAAUCCAAUGAAAAUAGGCAGCAAAAGUUACUUUCGCAAAGUCACUUAACAUCUAUAUCAAACUAUAUCUCACCAAGUAGCGAUCGAAAUCAAAAGCAAUUCAAGCAGGAAAAUACAAGAGGGUCAUCAACGAAAGAGAGAACCGAUCAACAUGAGACACGGCAUAGAAGGGACCAAUUCAAUGAACGAUACUCAUACUCUGGAGGCGGCAGGCAAUCAGAAGGACGAUAUGAUAGGGGCGAAGAUCCCCCUGCGCGUCAAGUAAAAUUUCGCAACUCUCAUCCACGACAGAGGAAAACUAGUACUGAAGGAAGAAAUGAAAAUUUUCAAUCAGAUGCUUCAGAAACACGAAGAGUUAUGGAAAUUCGUUUAGUCAGAGAUGAGCAAGGAGGUAAACGUAUCGUGAAAUUGUAUGAGCCUGAAGAAGAAAAUAGCCCAAACGACUAUCAAAGAGAACAGCCAAAACGGGAAGGACGGCAAGAAAUCUCUAACUCAGAUAGAUCGAAUUAUAGAUAUUCAGAUCGAUUGGCUGACGAAGAAAGGGACUAUCAAAAUUAUAACAAUAAUGCUCAUCGAGAUAAUAAUUACAACCAUGCGCAUCGUCGAGGAAAAGAUAGAGGUGGUGGUAGACGUAACGACAGAUAUAGACAACCAAAUCGAUAUAAAGAAAGCGACAGAAAUGACGGAAACGACUAUGCUACAACACAAACAGAUCGCAACGAAACAGAUGAAAGGCAAAAUCGGCAAGAAAGAGAGUAUCAAGAUUAUGAUGAGCAGCAAGAUGACAAUUACAACUAUGCAUAUCGUCGAGGAAGAGAUGGUGGCGGUAAAGGACGUAACGACAGAUAUAGACAGCCAAAUCGAUAUAAAGAAAGCGAUAGAAAUGACGGAAACGACUACGAUACCACACAAGUAGAUAGUAACGAAACAGAUCGACGGCAAAGUCGGCAAAACAGAUAUUCAAAUCGACCAUAUAACAGAGGUUAUCAUCAAAAUUGGAAUGAUGAUAGGGAUUAUUCCCGUAAUGAUCGUCGAGAUCGAAAUUGGCAACCAAGAGAUAAUAACAACUACAAUAAUUCAUACUCAAGAAAUAAAGAAUGGAGAUAUCACGAUGAUGAAAGGUACGCAGAUCAAAAAACAGCAGAUAACUAUGAUCAGUCUACGCAAGUUGAGAAAACUCCUGCUGAUUUAGCUGUAGAAGAAACUGCUGAUGGGCGUUUCUUUUUUCCUGACAGCAAAAAUAAAGAAAGAGGAGGUGGACGUCCAAAUUAUCGUGGUGCUCCACGCUCUCAACGUGGUGGUGGUCGAGGUCGAGGUCGAGGUCGAGGUCGUCGUGGUCGAAACCAAAACAGACCUCGCGAUCAAACAGACAACAAGCAAGAUAUAAACCCGGACGAUAAAAAUGAUCAAGAUGCUGCAUCUCCCACGGAUAAACGUAAGCAAGAUGAUGAUACACUUAACAAAUCCGAUGAUUCAGGUGAGUUUCCGCCGAUAUUUGACAGCAAUAAUGCACCUGAAGUGGGCGACUGGGCCGACUACGAUCAAUAA